AUGGCACAGUGGGGUACUGGCAUGUACAUAUGGAUGCAUCUGUCAACUUCUCUCUCAUCUAUCUCCUGCCUCAUUCAAAAGGCUGUUGGGAGCGGCUGCCUCAGGAUGUCAGGGUUGAGACUGGGUGACCACGUGUGGCUGAACCCCACCUCUGCCGACAAGACCAGGGUGGCAAUCGGGGGCAUCAUCAAAGAGACCAAGCCUGGCAAAGUUUUGGUUGAAGAUGAUGAGGGCAAGGAACACUGGAUCCAAGCAGAGGACCUUGGCACCCUCAGCUCCAUGCACCCCAAUUCAGCUCAGGGCGUGGAUGACAUGAUCCGCCUGGGGGACCUGAAUGAGGCGGGCAUGGUGCACAACCUCCUGAUCCGCUACCAGCAGCACAAGAUCUACACGUACACAGGCUCCAUCCUGGUGUCGGUGAACCCGUUCCAGGUGCUGCCCCUCUACACCAUGGAGCAGGUGCAGCUAUACUACAAGCACCGUGCGGGCGAGCUGCCGCCGCAUAUCUUUGCCAUUGCCAACAGCUGCUACUUCAACAUGAAGAAGAACAAGAGGGACCAGUGUUGCAUUAUCAGUGGUGAGUCUGGGGCAGGGAAAACAGAGGCCACCAAGCUCAUCCUGCAGUUCCUGGCCACCAUCAGUGGCCAGCAUUCGUGGAUUGAGCAGCAGGUCCUGGAAGCCAACCCCAUCCUGGAAGCCUUUGGAAAUGCCAAGACAAUCCGAAAUGACAACUCAAGCCGCUUCGGGAAGUACAUUGACAUCUACUUCAACUCCAGUGGGGUGAUCGAAGGGGCACGCAUCGAGCAGUUUCUCCUGGAGAAAUCCCGGGUCUGCCGGCAGGCCCCGGAGGAGCGUAACUACCACAUCUUCUAUUGCCUGCUCAUGGGGAUGAGCGCCGAGGAGAAGAAGCUGCUGUGCCUGGGGACGCCCUCGGAGUACCACUACCUCACCAUGGGGAACUGUACUUCCUGUGAGGGGCGCAAUGAUGCCAAGGACUAUGCCCAUGUCCGCUCGGCCAUGAAGAUCCUCAUGUUCUCUGACUCCGAAAACUGGGACCUCAGCAAGUUGCUGGCCACUAUUCUCCACCUGGGCAAUGUGGAGUUCAUGGCUGCGAUCUUUGAGAACCUGGACUCCUCUGAUGUGAUGGAGACCCCUGCCUUUCCCACUGUGAUGAAGUUACUGGAGGUGAAGGACCAGGCCCUCCGAGACUGUUUGAUCAAGCACUCCAUCACCAUCCGCGGGGAGUUUGUCACCAGGCCCCUGAACAUCACUCAGGCUGCAGACCGGAGGGAUGCCUUUGUCAAGGGCAUCUAUGGGCAUCUCUUCCUGUGGAUUGUCAAGAAGAUCAAUGCUGCAAUUUUCACCCCACCUGCCCAGGACCCCCAAAAUGUGCAAAGGACAAUCGGCCUCCUGGACAUAUUUGGUUUUGAAAACUUCCAGAAAAAUAGCUUCGAGCAGCUCUGCAUCAACCUGGCCAACGAGCACCUGCAGCAGCUGUUUGUGCAGCACGUGUUCAUGGUGGAGCAGGAGGAGUACCGCGCAGAGAGCAUUGCCUGGGACUACAUCCACUACACCGACAACCGGCCUACCCUGGACCUGCUGGCCCUCAAGCCCAUGAGCAUCAUCUCCCUCCUGGACGAAGAGAGCCGCUUCCCACAGGGGACAGAUACCACUUUGCUGCAAAAACUGAAGAGUGUCCACGCUAACAACAAGGGCUUCCUACAGCCCAAGAACAUCCAUGAUGCCCAAUUUGGCAUUGCCCACUUUGCUGGCGAGGUGCACUACCAUGUAGAAGGCUUCCUGGAGAAGAAUCGGGAUGUACUGAACAGGGACAUCCUCGCCCUGGUCCACUCCUCCCAAAACAAGUUCCUGCGGGAGAUAUUCGGGCUGGAGUCCAAGGAAAGCAGGCGGGGCCCUGGGAGCCUCAUCCGGGUGAAGGCCGGCAGCCAGCAAUUCAAGUCUGUAGACUCCAGCAAGCGGCCCUCCACCUUGGCUGGCCAGUUCAAGCAGUCUCUGGACCAGCUGAUGAAAAUCCUGACCAAUUGCCAGCCCUACUUUGUCCGUUGCAUCAAACCUAAUGACUACAAGAAGCCACUGCUCUUCGACCGUGAGCUGUGCAUCCAGCAGCUGCGCUACUCGGGGAUGAUGGAGACCGUGCACAUCCGCAAGACCGGCUUCCCCAUCCGCUACUCAUUCGAGGAGUUCUCCCAGAGGUUCCGGGUCCUGCUGCCUAGUGCCGUGCACACGGAGCUCCGGAACAAGUUUCGUCAAAUGACCCUGCGCAUCGCCGAAAGGUGGCUGGGGACAGAUGAAGAAUGGAAAAUGGGAAAGACCAAGAUCUUCCUGAAGGAAAACCAGGAUACCCUGCUGGAGGUACAGAGGAGUCGGGCCCUGGACGAGGCUGCCAUCAGAAUCCAGAGAGUCCUGCGGGGCUACAAAUACAGGGAGGAGUUCCUGAGGCAGAGGCAGGCAGCUGUGACCCUCCAGGCCUGGUGGAGAGGCCACCACAGCCAGAGGAACUUCAGGCUGAUCCUCCUGGGUUUUGAGCGCCUGCAGGCCAUUGCCCGGAGCCAUCUGCUGGCAAAGCAGUACCAGGCCCUGCGGCUGAGGAUGGUCAAGCUGCAGGCCCUCUGCAGGGGCUACCUGGUGCGCCAGCAAGUCCAGGCCAAGAGGAGGGCUGUGGUGGUCAUCCAGGCGCAUGCCAGGGGCAUGGCUGCUCGACGGAACUUCAAGCAGCAGAAAGUCAAUGUGCCUCUGGUCCUCCCAGCUGAAGAGCAGAAGAGCCCAAGCACUGUGCCCAAAAGGAAGCGUAAGUCCAUCUACGACACCAUCACUGACACAGAGAUGGUGGAGCAGGUGUUUGGCUUCCUGCCUUCCCUGACUGGUGGGCAGGAUGGCCAGGCUACACCGCACAUUGAGGAUCUGAAAGAGAUGACCGAGAAGCUGCCUGAGGUUGACCUAGACAUGGUCCCCAUGAUGGAGGAGCCUGAGGAUGACCUGGCCGAGUACACCUUCCCCAAGUUCGCCGUGACCUACUUCCAGAAGUCAGCCAGCCACACACACAUCCGGCGGCCCCUCCGAUACCCUCUGCUCUACCACGAGGAUGACACUGACUGCUCGGCUGCCCUGGCUGUGUGGAGCAUCAUCCUACGGUUCAUGGGCGACCUUCCGGAACCAGUGCUCUUCACCAGGAACACCCCGCAUGGCGGCUCAGUGAUGCAGCAGAUCCACAAUGCCCUGGGCAAGGACAGCAGCACCCAGCCUCCCCAGCACAGCAGACCAGCACAGAGGCCAAGCCGCAGGGACAGAGGGACCAAGGACAUCUCCUCCAUGAAGCUGAAGCGAUCCUCCUGGGUUACGGGCCAGGUGGCCAGCCAGCUGAAUAUUGGAGAAGAGGCAUUUGAAGAGGACGGCCCCAUCUCAGACGGACCCAUGUCCAACCUGGAGAAGGUGCAGUUCAUUGUGGGCUAUGCCAUCUUGCGUCCCGGCCUCAGGGACGAAAUUUACUGCCAGAUCUGCAAGCAGCUCUCAGAGAACUACAAAACAAGCAGCCUGGCCCGGGGUUGGAUCCUGCUCAGCUUGUGCCUGGGCUGCUUCCCGCCUUCCAAGAGGUUCAUGAAGUAUCUGCUGAACUUCAUCAGUCAAGGACCAGUCGGCUAUGGGCCCUUCUGCGCUGAGCGCCUGAGACGCACCUGUGCCAAUGGGGUGCGCACAGAGCCCCCCUCCUGGCUGGAGCUGCAGGCUGUCAAGUCCAAGAAGCACAUCCCAAUCCAUAUCACCCUGGCGACUGGAGAGAACCUGACGGUCAUGGUGGACUCAGCCUCAACGUCUCGGGAAGUCUGCCUGCACAUCGCCCGCAAGCAGGGCCUCAGCGACCACCUGGGCUUUUCUCUGCAGGUCGCCGUGUACGACAAGUUCUGGUCCCUGGGCAGCGGGCGUGACCACGUGAUGGAUGCCUUGGCCCAGUGUGAGCAACUGGCCCGGGAGAGGGGCGAGAGUGAGCGCCAGGCACCAUGGCGCGUCUACUUCCGGAAGGAGUUCUUCACCCCCUGGCAUGACUCCCAGGAGGACCCGGUCAGCACCCAUCUCAUUUACCGACAAGUCCUCCAUGGAGUCUGGUUUGGCGAGUACCCCUUCGAGAAGGAGGAAGAGCUGGUGGAGCUGCUGGCCCAGCACUGCUACGUGCAGCUGGGCGCCGCAGCCGGGAGCCAGGCCAUCCAGGAGCUGCUGCCCGGCUGUGUCCCCUCCAAGCUGUACAGGACCAAGACCCCUGAGAAGUGGGCCAGCCUGGUCACCACCGCCUACUCCAAGGCACCCUACACCCAGAACCAGGCCAGGUCGCUGACCGUGCAGGAGCAGGUGGUGGACACUGCCUGCCUGAAGUGGCCGCUGCUCUUCUCUCGGCUCUUUGAAGUCACCACACUCUCAGGCCCCCGACUGCCCAAGACUCAGCUGAUCUUGGCUGUUAACUGGAAGGGUCUGUACUUCCUGGACCAGAAGGAGAAGGUGCUCCUGGAACUCUCUUUCAUCGAGGUCAUGAGUCUGAUCACCAAUAGGGAGGCCCAGGGUGGGCAGAGGCUGAUGCUGUCCACGCUGCAUGAAGAGGAGUAUGAGUUCCGGUCUCCCAGCUGCGUGGCCGUCGCCGAGCUGGUGGCCAUGUUUCUGGAGGGCUUGAAGGAGAGGUCCGUGUUCGCCAUGGCCCUGCAGGACAGGAAGGCCACAGAGGAUUCCACCCUCCUGCCCUUCAAGAAGGGGGACUUGCUGAUCCUGACAAAGAAGCAGGGCCUGCUGGCCUCUGAGAACUGGACCCUGGCCCAGAACGACCGGACCGAGAAGACGGGGCUGGUGCCUACCUCCUGCCUAUAUGCCAUCCCGACAGUCACCAAGCCCUCAGCCCAGCUGCUGAGCUUGCUGGCCAUGUCACCGGAGAAGCGGAAGCUGGCAGCCCAGGAGGGGAGGCCCGCAGAGGCUCCCCUCGAGGAGCAUCCCGAGGAGACCCUGCACACCCUGGAGGAAUUCUCCUAUGAAUUUUUUAGGGUCCCAGAGAAGGAGACCAUCAGCAGAGCUGUGCUGCCCCUGGCUCGAGCCCGGGGGCAGCUGUGGGCCCACUCGGCCGAGCCCCUGAGGCAGCCACUACUCCGGCGCGUCCACGCCAAUGCUGAGCUGCGGGAUGCCGCCUGUCAGAUCUUCAUCGAUAUCCUUUCCCGGCUGGCCUGCCCCAGCCCCACACCAAGCCUGUACAUGGGUGACUACCCCUCUCGGCAGGCCUGGACCUCCCUGGAGCUCACCGACCAGAUCUUCUCAUCAGCCCUCCAGGAGGCCAUCCUGCAGGACGAGGUUUAUUGCCAGAUCCUGAAGCAGCUGACGCACAACACCAAGAGGUACAGUGAGGAGCGGGGCUGGCAGCUGCUGUGGCUCUGCACCGGCCUCUUCCCACCCGGCAAGGCGCUGCUGCCGCACGCCCAGAAGUUCAUAGACACGCGGAGAAGGAAGGUGCUGGCCCCCGACUGCAGCCGCCGCAUCCAGAGGGUCCUGAGGACAGGGCCCCGGAAGCAGCCGCCGCACCAGGUGGAGGUGGAGGCCGCGGAGCAGAACGUCUCCCGCAUCUGCCACAAGGUCUACCUGCCCAACAACACGAGCGAGAUGCUGGAGGUGGGUGCCAACACCCGGGUGCGGGACGCCUGUGACAGCAUCGCCGCCCGGCUGCAGCUUGCCUCCUGGGAGGGCUGCAGCCUCUUCAUCAAGAUCGCAGACAAGGUCAUCAGCCAGAAGGAGGGAGACUUCUUCUUUGACUCCCUGUGGCACGUGUCCAACUGGGUAAAGAAGAACAAGCCCCAGAAGGAAGGGGCCCCUGUGACAAUCCCCUAUCAGGUGUAUUUCAUGCGGAAACUGUGGCUCAACGUGGCCCCUGGGAAAGAUGUGAAGGCAGACACCAUCCUUCAUUACCACCAGGAGCUGCCCAAGUACCUGCGUGGGUUCCACAAGUGUUCAAGGGAGGAUGCCAUCCACUUGGCUGGCCUCAUCUACAAGGCCAGGUUUGGUGAUGACCGGUCCCAGCUAGCCAGCAUCCCCAAGAUCCUGCGGGAACUCGUGCCCGAGAACCUCACGCGCCUAAUGUCCUCAGAGGAAUGGAAGAAGAACAUCCUCCUGGCCUGCAACAAGCACAAGGACAAGACGGUAGAGGAGGCCAAGGUGGCCUUCUUGAAGUGGAUCUGCCGGUGGCCCACCUUCGGGUCUGCCUUCUUCGAGGUGAAGCAAACUUCGGAGCCCUCCCACCCGGACAUCAUCCUCAUUGCCAUCAACCGGCACGGGGUCCUGCUCAUCCACCCCAAGACCAAGGACCUGCUCACCACCUACCCCUUCACCAAGAUCGCCAGCUGGAGCAGCGGCAGUACCUACUUCCACAUGGUGCUGGGGGGCCUGGGCCGGGGCAGCCGCCUGCUGUGUGAGACCUCUCUGGGCUACAAGAUGGAUGACCUGCUGACCUCGUAUGUGCAGCAGCUGAUAAGCACAGUGAACCGGCAGCGGGGCCCCCGCAGCUCAGUCUCAGGCCACCUGUAG
Molecule: messenger RNA, 6561 nt
Organism: Rangifer tarandus platyrhynchus (Svalbard reindeer)
Lineage: Eukaryota; Metazoa; Chordata; Mammalia; Artiodactyla; Cervidae
Source: the annotation of a GenBank genome assembly